Messenger RNA from Aplysia californica (California sea hare), 529 nucleotides. RefSeq lists its product as uncharacterized. Lineage: Eukaryota; Metazoa; Mollusca; Gastropoda; Aplysiida; Aplysiidae. Gene Ontology annotation, molecular function: calcium ion binding. The record is from RefSeq and is a predicted model, not a curated record. Bases 25 to 459 code for a protein of 144 amino acids. The transcript is spliced from 3 exons.
AAUUAAACAGUUUGCAGUGCCACAAUGACGUCAUCUCUGUUUCUCCUCCUUGCCCUGGUGCUCCCGGCCUUGACCCUGGCCAUUGACCUCAAACCCUACAACGAGACGGCCCACGGAAUGUUCAUAUCUACCGACUCCAACAUGGACGGCGUUCUGUCCAGGGAUGAGCUGGAUGCUACUUUCAAGGGUUACGACACAAACGGCGACGGUCGCGUGUCUCGUCAUGAGUACACCAGCUUUGUGGACCUGCACUCACCCACACUGCACAGUCUCAGCCACGCCCUCUACGACAUCUAUGACGUAGACGGUGACCACCACCUGGACAAACAUGACUACGACAACUUCUACGCGCUCAUUGACGGGGAUGGGGACGGCACGGUGGAGGAGAUUGAGUUUAUCAAAUACUGGUCAGUUCUGUUUGUGAACUUGGAACAUCUGCACGGCCAUAACGGGCGAUAAUCACCAGUUCUGACUUGGGCUGUGUCAAAGUUCAUCUCAGAGUUUAUUAAAAUCGAAUUCUCAACAACGA